CUGAGGCUCCAGGGAAGGAUUAGCCAGUGCCCCAGGCAGGAAAGUGCAGGGCUAUAGGCUGCUCUGUUCCUGCACCACUGACUGUCUUUGUUAAUUGCUUUUAGGAGGGACUGGACAGCACAGACCUGGUUUUCACCUAUGAACAGAAGCUGCAGCACUCCAGGUGGGAGCAAAGACAAGGAAGGUUUUUGAGGCCUGAUUAGUGCUGUCUUCCUGUUCAUCCUUGCUUGGAAAUGGCCUCAGCUGCUCCAUCUGAUCCAAGUUUGGAUGCUGAAUGGGAAGAAUGGAAGAUGAAAUUUCGAAAAGCCUACAGCCCGGAUGAGGAAGGACACAGAAGAGCCGUGUGGGAAGAUAACAAGAAGAAGAUAGAAGAGCACAAUGCAGAAUAUGAGCAGGGCAAGACCAGCUUCUUGAUGGGCCUGAAUGAAUUUAGUGACAUGACUCAUGAAGAAUUCAGGACAAAAUGCUGUGGAAAAUCAAUGUGUACAGAAGAAAUGGUUCAUGCUGGUUUCCCCGAGUCUGGGGAUUUGGGAAAGAGUGGCUAUGUGUCACCUGUGGAGGAUCAGAGAUGACAGAGUCACAUUCCCACCUUCAAAUGCCCACAUGAAGCCAAGAGGGAACUGAAGUCCACACUUGUGUCAGCUGUGGAACAACAUGAAGCCACUGUUGACUAAGUGUUCUUCUUUACGAAAUGUGGAGAGAGUUUAGAUUGGGCUGUGGUUGACAACCUUUCCUUCAUGAUCGGAGUACUGCAGUUUGGCAUUAUGUAUGGUGAAUAUAAAGGAAAGGUGCUCAAGGGACGGUACAGGGACUAGCCAUUGUGUGGCAGUCUUUCUGAUUAAUGUGAUAUGUGCUUUUAUUUCAGCCAGAUUAACAGUUGUUGUGACUUCAUUGGGAUAGUGACUUCAAUAAGAUAGCAUACGGAUGAAGAAUUUACUCUGCUUUGCCUCAGGAACCUUCUGCCCCUAAAUAUGAGCUCACAGUGAUGAAGAGGCUGGGCUAGGAGAAAAACCAGCAGGGGCUCCCUAUGCAGUGUCGAGCAUGUGCUGUAUGAACUAUAAUAUUAAAUUCAUGUAAGAUCAA
Meriones unguiculatus (Mongolian gerbil) is the source of this 1083-nucleotide messenger RNA. RefSeq names its product protein CTLA-2-beta-like. NCBI's taxonomy places the organism in Eukaryota, Metazoa, Chordata, Mammalia, Rodentia, Muridae. Bases 234 to 572 code for a protein of 112 amino acids. The record is from RefSeq and is a predicted model, not a curated record. The transcript is spliced from 4 exons.